Molecule: messenger RNA, 1458 nt
Organism: Gasterosteus aculeatus aculeatus (three-spined stickleback)
Lineage: Eukaryota; Metazoa; Chordata; Actinopteri; Perciformes; Gasterosteidae
Gene: cfl1
Product: cofilin 1
Biological process (GO): actin filament depolymerization
Cellular component (GO): actin cytoskeleton
Molecular function (GO): actin binding
Source: RefSeq, a predicted model, not a curated record
GCUCGUGCACCUGGUUCAGUCGGUUGCGCGCUUAUAGGCGCGUUCACGUCGUGAAUUCAGUGUGUGAGUGAGACCGACUAUUCAUCACCACAGUUCAUUCAAUUUCUACCCAGAAGCUGACCAAUCCAGAGCAGCAGCCAUGGCCUCCGGUGUGAAAGUCACAGAUGAAGUUAUCGCAGUCUUUAACGACAUGAAGGUUCGUAAGGCUCAAGCGAACGAGGAUGAGAAGAGAAAGAGAAAGAAGGCCAUUCUGUUCUGCAUGAGCAAGGACCUCAAGAACAUUGUUCUGGAUGAAGGCAAAGAGAUCCUUCUGGGCGACUUGGGAACCACCGUCCAGGACCCCUACCAGCACUUUGUCAAGAUGCUGCCCCCCAACGACUGUCGCUACGCUCUGUAUGACGCCACCUAUGAGACCAAAGAAACUAAGAAGGAGGACUUGGUCUUCAUCUUCUGGGCUCCAGACAACGCCCCCCUGAAGAGCAAGAUGAUCUAUGCCAGCUCAAAAGACGCGAUCAAGAGAAAGUUUGAAGGUAUUAAGCAUGAGUGGCAGGUGAAUGGCUUGGAAGACCUUAAAGACCGGCACACCCUGGCAGAAAAGCUUGGCGGCUCAUCAGUAGUCAGCCUGGAAGGAUCCCCUAUAUAAAUACCCGUCUCCCCCCCUCCCCUCUCUGGCUACGAUCGAGGCCUUUCAGACACAUCUGUUGGGUUUAGCUGUUCAGUCCAGUGUGGUUUGGAGACGGGCAAAAGCAGAACCUGCACCAUUUGCGUGACUCUCGGGUGGGAUAUUGUGGGUGGGUUUUGGGGUCAAGUGAAAGCUUAAAAAAACAACAAAGAAAUCCGCAAAUGCAGACUGUCAAUCCACUUCACGCAAACAUAAAGAAUAUGAACAAAACAUACACAAAGGAAAAACAUUGAGAUACAACUGAGGAAGGAGGAUGAUAAUGUUAAAGCUUAAAUACACAUAUUGUUCAUCUUUAAAUACAGGGUUUCUUUCUUUUGUUUUUGUUCCAUUUGAAUGGUUGCAGAGAAAAGUACAAACAAUAACUGACUUCUAGUUUUCUCAACAAUCACUCCCAACUACUUUUUUUUUUUUUUUUUUGCCAAACUUCUAGUUUUGUAAGUGUUAGUUGAGACUAGUUAUAGUAUUGACUAAUUCAUAAGAUCUAUCGAAACAGUAUCUGGAGGGAACAUGGUUCAAUAUAUAUAUUUUAUUUGUUCGUUUUUCUCCCAACAGGCAAAUUCCAAAAUUUGAGUGAUUCCUUUUUUCGUAUGUAGUUAACAGUCAACAUUCCUUGUACUUGUUAAACCAGGAUCUUCUUGAAUUAAAAUGGUUGGUGUUCUGACGGUCUGAUGGGAGCGAUGUGUAAAUGAAAGGGCAGCGAUCAGAGUUUAGACUGAAUAUUGAAUGGUGGAUGUUUUGUAUCGUCUCCUUAUCUCUAAUAAAAAGCACUAAACUAC